CGCGUGUGCUUUGGAGUCUCUUUGUUUCAAGUCCGUUGUUCUUUGGCUGUUGCUUUGUGGAAGGAGUGUGUGGUAAAUAACUGAUUCAACCAACCGUAGUUAUGGAAAACGACGCAGGAGAGUUUGUCGACUUGUAUCGCCCUCGGAAAUGUUCCGCCAGCAACCGCAUCAUUCACGCAAAGGAUCAUGCGUCUAUACAGAUUAAUAUUGCCGAUGUAGAUCCAGCUACGGGACGUAUGACGGACACUACAAAAAUGUACGCAAUAUGUGGUGCCAUACGAAGAAUGGGGGAGUCUGAUGAUUGUAUAGCAAGGCUUGCAAAAAAGGAUGGCAUUCUUGCAAAGAACUUUUGAUGCCUGAUGUUGGUCUCUACAAAUUUGUACUAAAAUAAAAACUUUAUCCUAAAUAA
This is a messenger RNA of Schistocerca serialis cubense, 409 nucleotides long. RefSeq names its product 40S ribosomal protein S21 (gene RpS21). Gene Ontology annotation, biological process: translation; endonucleolytic cleavage to generate mature 3'-end of SSU-rRNA from (SSU-rRNA, 5.8S rRNA, LSU-rRNA); endonucleolytic cleavage in ITS1 to separate SSU-rRNA from 5.8S rRNA and LSU-rRNA from tricistronic rRNA transcript (SSU-rRNA, 5.8S rRNA, LSU-rRNA). NCBI's taxonomy places the organism in Eukaryota, Metazoa, Arthropoda, Insecta, Orthoptera, Acrididae. The record is from RefSeq and is a predicted model, not a curated record. The transcript has 5 exons. Gene Ontology annotation, cellular component: ribosome; cytosolic small ribosomal subunit. The coding region runs from base 102 to 353 and encodes 83 amino acids. Gene Ontology annotation, molecular function: structural constituent of ribosome.